AUCGAACAUUAGUUUGUCGAGCAGAUAUAGCAUCUAAAUAGACAGGAGCAUAGACAUAAACGCAGGUCUGCUGUGUUUGAUGGGCGCAUUGAAUGAAUAUAUAGAAUGAAGUCCUCGGCUGUGGGUCGCGCCAUGCGACACUUUUAUAAAACGACAACCCUGCACGGCUUCAAAUAUUUGUGCUCCAGAUAUUACUGUGAUCGUGUCGGUUGGUUGUUAUGUUGUGUGGCGAGUGCGUGUUGUGCGGGCGUGCUCUGUGCAGUGUUGUGGGCUCGCUUCCUUCAGGUGCCAGCAGUGUUGACCCUGCACGACAUGCGAGGAGCUACCAUGCAGAUGAAACUACCGACCGUAGCUGUCUGCCCUCCGCCUCAAACUGUUGCACGUCUGUUCGAACAAAAAUUUUCUUCCUCAAACAACACGAAACGUCUCUCUACCAUUUUGAUGAACGUGCUUCUAAGAAGAUUUCCAUCGCUAGAACAGCUCGGUUUGUUAGAAAACUUUCUUAACGAGGAGCAAAUAACUAUAAAACAAGUUUUAAUGGCUGUUGUGCCUUCCUGUGAAAGUAUUGUUCUUAAUUGUCGUUGGCAGUAUGACAUUGUGAGCUGUGAGAAACUUUUUAAUAAGGAAUUCACUGAAUGGGGGGUGUGUUGUGUCAUGAGACCGCAGAAUGUAAGCCUUCCUAAAGUGUCUCUAUACGAAACCACAAGCAAACUACAUGUCGCAGUUAAAUGUUCUGAUGAAAGCGAAACAGUGACCGGCUGCCAGUUCUUCACGGGGUAUAAAGGAGAAGAAUGGGUCGAACCGAAAUCGUUAACACCAGGAUUUAAUUAUCUCGCCCAAAUGUCGUUUACUUCGGUUAUCGAUAAGGAUUCUGAUAAAUUGGUUGACGGCACGUGUAUGACUACGGAAGGAUACACUAAGAGGGAAUGUUUAUUGAAAUGCAUUGAAAGAAUCUGUGGAUGCGCAGACUCGAUUCGAUCACAGAUAACUAAAACUCUGCCUUACUGUCGAGUGACACAACUAAAAUGUUUGCAUUCAUUUAAAACAGUCAAUGGAAACCAUAGCUGCAAAUGCUUGCCGUCCUGCACCAAAAUGAUAACCGACUUGUCGCUGGAAUCCAGUCUAAUGAAUGCGAUCAAUGAGACGAUUGAUAAGAUAUACGCGGGUUUGAAUGUGUCUACGAGCUCGGUGCUAAGACUGGCUGUCAGGAUGAGCGGCUCUAGAUCUUUUGUGGUCACACCGACCGAAACCUGGAUUACAUUACUGUCUUCCUUAGGUGGCGUCUUUAAUAUGUUUUUGGGUGUCGGCCUGUUUAGUGCUUUGGAAAUGCUGUUUCUUUUGUGCGUUAGAUUGCCUAUAGAGAUUAAAAAAUCUACCGAGAUUGAGAAUGUAUCAGCUGUUGUUCAAUAGUAUUGGCUCAGUAAACUAUGUUCAUGACA
This is a messenger RNA of Danaus plexippus (monarch butterfly), 1439 nucleotides long. RefSeq names its product pickpocket protein 11-like. Gene Ontology annotation, biological process: sodium ion transmembrane transport. Gene Ontology annotation, cellular component: membrane. Gene Ontology annotation, molecular function: ligand-gated sodium channel activity. NCBI's taxonomy places the organism in Eukaryota, Metazoa, Arthropoda, Insecta, Lepidoptera, Nymphalidae. The transcript has 9 exons. The record is from RefSeq and is a predicted model, not a curated record. Bases 106 to 1410 code for a protein of 434 amino acids.